Trichomonas vaginalis G3 is the source of this 792-nucleotide messenger RNA. Its product is annotated as KilA, N-terminal/APSES-type HTH, DNA-binding family. Bases 1 to 792 code for a protein of 263 amino acids. The transcript has a single exon. The record is from RefSeq and is a predicted model, not a curated record. Lineage: Eukaryota; Parabasalia; Trichomonadida; Trichomonadidae.
AUGUCAACAACCGAGAACACAACAACAGUUAUAGUCCAUGAAGCUAUAAAUGAAGAAUAUGAAUGGAUACAAUAUAACAAACAAUUGCGUCUAAUUCAUUCGGUCAAAGACGAUAUGUACCAAAUGCAAAGUAUUUUGACUGCAUGUUUUGCUCCAGACACUAAACACGCAGACGAUUGGUUCAAAAACCAAAGCACACAAGAACUUUUGAGUGAAAUUUCUCUAGACCGAGAAUUCUCGGUCUUGCAUAAAACACAUGAAAAUCGUAAAAAUUUGCCAAUAAAUUUAAGAGGAUAUUAUGUACAUAGACUAUUAGUAAAUGCAGUUGCAAUGUGGGCUUCUCCUCGUUAUGCAAUCUACAUACUUAUGCUACUUGACGAACUUUGUACAAAGCAGAGAGAAGAUAUGAUGAAAGAAGACAAAAGCAUACAGAAAAGAAUACCACGUUCGGUACCAAAAGGAAAGGAAAAGAACUAUAAGUAUAUGAUAUAUACUGAAGAGUUGGAGAAAGAAGAAGACAGAGAUAUGGUUAUGUUGCAUUUAGUCAGAAGAAACAACAAAAGCUUUUACGACCUUGCUAAGAUUUACAAAUCUGACAGAAAUUGGUUCUAUCGCGAAAACUUACCGAUUUCAAUGACUCCAAAUGAAGAUGUGAAACAAAUAGUUCAAGAUACUUUACCUCAAACACACUAUGAUAUUAAAGGUUGUACAAUUUUUACCUUCAAAGAAGAUUUGCCAUUGUUAAAGGAAAAAAUAACAGAGUAUUUUGACAACUUCAAACAAGUAGGGUAA